Messenger RNA from Gastrolobium bilobum, 2237 nucleotides. Its product is annotated as ubiquitin domain-containing protein DSK2a-like. Gene Ontology annotation, cellular component: cytosol. Gene Ontology annotation, molecular function: polyubiquitin modification-dependent protein binding. NCBI's taxonomy places the organism in Eukaryota, Viridiplantae, Streptophyta, Magnoliopsida, Fabales, Fabaceae. Gene Ontology annotation, biological process: ubiquitin-dependent protein catabolic process. The transcript is spliced from 9 exons. The record is from RefSeq and is a predicted model, not a curated record. Bases 218 to 1840 code for a protein of 540 amino acids.
UAUUUUCUUUCUUAAUUUUUUUUUGGCCACCAUCUCUCUAUCAUCCUCAAAUUCCCAGUUACCACUUUCGCCCAAAUUCGCACGCUUCCGAUUUUGUUUCCUUCCUUAAAUCGUUUUAGGGUUAGGGUUUUGAUCCCUUUUCUUCUUCGAUUCGAUCUGCGCAUUCAAUUCGGGAGUGGAAAUCUGAUUCGCCUCCCCUACUUGGGACGAGGACGCCAUGGGAGGUGACGCUGCAGCUGAGGGUGCGACGGAGCCUAAAGCCGCCGAGGUCAACAUCAACAUUCGCUGCUCCAAUGGUUCUAAGUUUUCCGUUCUGAUUAGCCUCGAAUCCACCGUCGGAUCCUUCAAGGAUGCUGUCGCUCGGAACUGCGACAUCCCCGCCGAUCAACAGCGUCUGAUUUACAAGGGUCGGAUCCUCAAGGAGGAUCAAACCCUCCAAAGCUACGGUUUGGAGUCAGAUCACACUGUACAUUUGGUUCGUGGCUUUGCGCCUUCCAAUACAACUGGUGGAACUAAUACUACUGGUGCCAAUACCACAACAACCAAUACGAGAGGUGUUGGUGCUAAUGAGGGUGGAGGUUUAGGAGGGCCUGGAUUUGGAGCUUCACUGUUCCCUGGACCAGGGAUCAAUGGGACGGGGAACAGUGGUCUCAAUGGCUUAUUUGGAGCGGGCUUUCCAGAUCUUGAACAAAUGCAGCAACCAUUUUUGUCAAAUCCUAAUAUAGUGAGAGAAAUAAUGAACACACCUGCUAUGCAGAAUUUAAUAAAUAAUCCUGAGAUAGUGCGGAAUCUUAUAAUGAAUAACCCACAGAUGCAAGAGCUUAUGGAUAGAAACCCUGAGCUGGCACACAUACUAAAUGAUCCCAGCACUCUUCGCCAGACACUUGAAGCUACAAGGAACCCUGAGAUCAUGCGCGAAAUGAUGAGGAAUACAGACAGAGCAAUGAGCAACAUUGAAUCUUCUCCCGAGGGAUUCAACAUGCUGAGGCGCAUGUAUGAAAAUGUUCAAGAACCAUUUUUAAAUGCCACUACAAUGGCUGGAAAUACAGGAAAUGAUAGUGCAGCAAUUUUGGGAACUCAAGGUGGCCAAAUCAGGAACCAAUCAACUAAUCCCUCGACUACUGGUUCUGAAACAACUUCCCCUAUACCAAAUACUAACCCGCUUCCUAAUCCUUGGUCCGCUACUGGAACUGGAGGUGCCGAAGGUAACACCAGAAGGUCAACUACUGGUGGGGAUGCUCGACAGCAGACACCAACUGGUUUAGGAGGGCUUGGUCUGCCAGAUCUUGAAGGUAUGAUGGGUGGUAUGCCGGAUGCUGCUUUAUUGACCCAGUUAAUGCAAAAUCCAGCUAUUUCACAAAUGAUGCAAAGUAUCCUUUCCAAUCCACAGACUAUGAAUCAGAUUCUUGGUGUCAAUGCUGAGCAGCGUGGUAUGCCUGAUUUAAAUUCUCUGAGAGAAGUGAUGCAAAACCCAGAGUUCCUUCGCUUGUUUUCCUCACCUGAGACACUGCAGCAACUCUUGUCUUUCCAGCAAGCUCUUCUGUCUCAGCUUGGUCAGCAACAAUCAACACAGGAACCAGGUCAAACAGGUGGAGGCACUGGAUCUUUGAACAACAUGGGGUUGGAGAUGUUAUCAAGCAUGUUUGGUGGACUUGGAGCUGGUAGCCUAGCUGUUCCGAACAGAUCAAAUGAGCCGCCAGAGCAAUUGUAUGCCACCCAACUUUCCCAGCUUCAAGAGAUGGGAUUCUUUGACACGCAAGAGAACAUAAGGGCUCUUGUUGCCACAUCAGGGAAUGUUCACGCAGCAGUUGAGCGGCUUUUGGGGAACACUGGACAGUAGCAGGUGGGAAGGGACGAGACUAGCAACUAAUCCCAAACGCUAGAAUCUGGUGGGAGAUAUUUAUCGAUUUAGCUUCGAUUUUCGUCAUGGGAAUUAUGUUUAAACAAAUAUGUUGAAUUUUUUUUACAUGAUAUCUAGAAUUUAGUAGUACAUCCAAUACUCCAAUUAUUAAUCAUGCAUUCAACUACAAGAGUACAAGGGCCUUUUGUACCAUAUACGUGUAAUUUUAACUUGCCCGUUUGCAAGGAUUGGCGUCAUAGUUACAUUUUAAAAGAGAAGGGAUUUAUAUUGGAAGAUGAAUUUAAGAUGAAAAUAUUCAUCUGCAAAUCCUUUUUAAGGAAAAAGAAAAACAUUCACACGAGCUCCUCUUUCAAGUAGAUGCUCGGCGGUCUUUAAU